AUGGCUGGCUCGGCUUCGGAAGCGGUGCCCACUAGUGCACAGACGUCUUCGCACUUCGGCAUGCCGCUCGCGGUGAUGCUGGCCCCGUGGGUCUUGGCUUCGAUAGCUUGCGUCUACGUCGUUCCUCGUGUCCUCUGCUGGUUCAGGACAUGGAGGACCCUGAGGUCUAUGCCCGGCCCUUGGGACCUUCUGCCCUUCUGGUACUUGCUUCUCUGCUUCAGGAAUGCUGUCAAAGUGAAAAAACGUAUGGGGGCCUCCGAAAGGCUAUUCAACCAGAUGCGUGAACUAUGCCAAGACUAUCCGGACAAAACCUUCAAGGUGUACGCCGGAGUGACGCCCCUCGUAUUCAUUAAUACUCCGGAUGCAGCCCAGACGCUUCUAACAAGCGCCAGAAACCAUAAAAAGCCAUUUGCCUACCACUUUACCGACUCCUGGUUGGGGCCAUCCAACCUUCUUGUUUCGACGGGCGACGCGUGGCGCUACAAAAAGAAGGUGCUGACUCCUGCCUUUCAUUUCGGCGCACUGGACGACUACAUUCCCAUCUUCAACGAGAACGGCGACUCUCUGGUCAAGCAUAUCUGCGAUGCUAUCGACGCAGCGCCCAGUGAUCCUGUCCCACUGUUCAAUAUCGCGCAGAAAUGUACCAUGGACAUCAUCGCAGAAGUUACAAUGGGAAAAAAACUAGGACUACAGGAAAACAAGAACCCGAGCCUGGUGGCGUCAUUUAACCGAGCGAUGAUGCUAGUUCCUGUGCGGUGCCUCAGCCCCUGGUUUUGGGUCCAGGCGAUAUACGACAUCACGAGCCAGGGAAAAGGCUACAAGGGCGCCGUUGAGGAAAUGGUGAACCUCACACAUUCCGUCAUGCGUCAACAUUUAGAAACAUCAAACGGCACGAAAAUGACUUCGCAAUUUUCACAACACGACACUGAGGCCGAUUCCUCCAAAAAGGCUUCGCUGAUUGAUAGGCUGAUGAAGACACAAAAAGAGGACGAGAAGUACACUCUUGAUGACGUAGUAGGGGACAUCAACACCAUUCUCGGCGGGGGAAACGAUACCGCAGCUUUGGCCGUGUGCUGGGCACUGAAUCUUCUCGGCCACAACGCCGACGCUCAGAGAAAGGCUCACGAGGAGCUCGACGAGAUAUUCGGCAGCAGCCGUGACGGAGAAAUCACCGCUGACGACCUGAAGAAAAUGAAGUAUCUGGAAUGCUGUCUGAAGGAAGCCCUGCGGCUGUACCCGUCUUUCCCCGUAAUCGGAAGGACGCUCGAAGAAGAUCUCGUCAUAGACGGCCAAACGGUACCAAAAGGUGUAACGUGCGUCAUCGCCAUCUUCAGCAUCCACCGCAACCCGAACCACUUCAAAGAUCCCGACUCGUUCGUCCCAGAGCGGUUCAUGACCGAGGAGAUCAAACAGCGGCACCCGUUCAGCUACAUCCCCUUUUCCAAGGGCCUCAGGGUUUGCAUCGGAGACAAAUUUGCCAUGGUGGAGAUGAAACUGCUCUUGGCGAAGGUGCUUCGCAAGUUCGAGGUUGAAUCUAGAAUCCCGCUGGAUCAACUCCGACUGACAUACGAAAUCGUCCUCAAGGACAAAGGCGGCAACAAAGUCUGGCUUCGAAGACGACCCGAGUUCUGCUCGGCUCUCGAAACGGCCGAAUCGUAGAACUCGAAUGUGCGACAGUUUCACGGAUCUCGGGCGAAAUUUUGGUGGUCGGCAAUUUGCCACAAAAUU
Molecule: messenger RNA, 1728 nt
Organism: Ixodes scapularis (black-legged tick)
Lineage: Eukaryota; Metazoa; Arthropoda; Arachnida; Ixodida; Ixodidae
Product: cytochrome P450 4V2
Exons: 11
Coding region: 1-1659 (552 amino acids)
Molecular function (GO): oxidoreductase activity, acting on paired donors, with incorporation or reduction of molecular oxygen; heme binding; iron ion binding
Source: RefSeq, a predicted model, not a curated record